AGUCUUGUACAUACAACUUUAUAAAUUGUGCUGCCAGUAACUGCCUAUCGUAUUGCAUUUUGAUAUUUUUGAAAAUUCCGAUUUAUUGAUGAAAAAGUGAAUUCAAUUUUAUUAAAGCUAUAGAAAACAGGAAUGGCCUUCAGUGAAGUUUGUAGAAUUUGUUUAUGCGUUAAUGUUCGCAUGCUUGUACUAAAGAAGACUAGUCUCCGAAAUUUGUACAAAACAUUGACGAACAAUUUUAUGGAUGAGGAUGAGGAGCCCAUAAUUGUUUGUUUCACCUGUCAUGCAAGACUCAUUCGUUGCAGAACAUUACAACAACUGGCUAUUGAGUCAAAAGCAGUUCUGGAGCAGUUGGUUGCAGGAGGGUCCAUGUCAAUACCAAAAUCGCAUGAGGCUAGAGAUAAGAUUCAAUUCACACCAAUUAGUCAUAUAGAUAUCAGGCCAGUAGAGUGUGAUAUAGAAAAUGAUAUAGAAUGUAACAACGAAAUGUUUAGCCUUGAAUCUGUUAAAGUUGAGGAAGAGAAUUUCGAAAAUGAGAAUUACAAUUUUGAACAAAAUGGGAAUCAUGAAACAGAAACUUCUGAGAAGAAGAUUAAUUCAAAUUCUACUGAUUUUAACAUAAGCGAUGUUCGUGAAGAAGACCUCGACUUUGAAGGCCCUCCUAUUGAAUCAAACCCUAAAAUGAAAAAAGAUAAUCUACCGAUUAAUAAAAAAGAAAAGCAUCCUGCAAAGAUUAUGAAAAACAACAUUUUGAAACAAAAGAGUGUAAAUAUACUUAAGAAAAAAACAUCUGGGACAUCAACUAAAUACAUUUUUGAAUCUGAUGGUUGUAGUAAAAAACUUUCAACAAAAGAUAUUCUCGCCAAACACAUUUCAUACAGUCAUAAGUCGCAAAAGAACUCGGACACCACUGCAGUUCGGACACAAGUAGAACAAACUCCAGUACCACAACAAACAGAAAUAUUUAAUUGUGAUAUUUGCGAAUUUAAAACAUCUCAAAAACACAUUUUGGCACAUCUUAAAGCGCACGUCGCUAAACAAAUGUACUGUUGUAAUAAUUGUGAAUAUAAAUGUAUUAGAAAAAGUCAGUUGCGAAAACAUAUGAAAAUACAUACCGGAGAAAAACCUUUUUCAUGUAAUGUCUGUGAAUAUAGAUGUAUUACAAAAAGUCGUUUGCAAGACCAUAUGAAAAUACACACCGGUGAAAAACCUUUUUCGUGUAAUAUUUGUGAAUAUAGAUGUAUUACUAAAAGAAAUUUCCAAAGACAUAUGAAAAUACACACUGGUGAAAAACCUUUUUCGUGUAAUAUCUGUGAAUAUAGAUGUAUUACAAAAAGGAAUUUGCAAACCCAUAUGAAAAUACAUACUGGAGAAAAACCUUUUUCGUGUAAUAUCUGUGAAUAUAGAUGUAUUACAAAAAGUUAUUUGCAAACCCAUAUGAAAAUACAUACUGGAGAAAAACCGUUUUCGUGUAAUAUCUGUGAAUGUAGAUGUAUUACAAAAAGUCAUUUGCAAAUACAUAUGAAAAUACACACCGGUGAAAAACCAUUUUCGUGUAAUUUCUGUGAAUAUAGAUGUAUUGCAAAGAGUAGUUUGAAAACACAUGUGAAAAGACACACCGGUGAAAAGCCUUUUUCGUGUAAUAUCUGUGAAUAUAGAUGUAUUACAAAAAGUGAUUUGCAAAAACAUAUGAAAAUACAUACUGGUGAAAAGCCUUUUUCGUGUAAUAUUUGUGAAUAUAGAUUUAUUAGAAAAUAUGAUAUGCAAAGACAUUUAAAAACACACACUGAUGCAAAACCUUUUUCGUGAGCUAUCUGGUAAAAUAUGUACCGACGGCUCCGUGGCGCAGUGGCUUAGCAAUGAGUUGCUGCGCUGGGGGGCGCGGGUUCGAAUCCCGCACGGAACAAGUAUUUGUAUGGCCUACAAGAAAUUGUUCCGUGUCUGGAUGUUUGUCCUUGUGCAAUUUGUGUUUAUAAACUGCCUCCACGAUACAGGAGAAAAUCCUAGUGUGGGGGUAACGUUUUUAACAAAAAGAAAAGAAAAAUUGUAUAAACGUGUUUUAUAUAAAUAUAUGUGUACCAGAUAAAAAUCUAUGUUUUGUGAAUUUGUGAUGUAAUUAUAUGACAAAUAGAAAAACCUUUCCGUGCCUUAUGUGCAAAUUGAAACUGCAUUUAUUCUGAAGAAAUUAACUCAAUAUCUAAUUUGAAAAUUAUUAAGAAUAAUUCAAAAACUAUUGGUCAGACCUUGAUCAAAUUUAUAUGGGAUCACAUGUGAAGCACCAACUUUC
Molecule: messenger RNA, 2287 nt
Organism: Parnassius mnemosyne (clouded apollo)
Lineage: Eukaryota; Metazoa; Arthropoda; Insecta; Lepidoptera; Papilionidae
Source: the annotation of a GenBank genome assembly